CAGCAGCAUUACAGGAAUUAACAAUGGAGCAUGGCAGUGUUCACAGAGUUUCCUUUUGCAACAGAUUUUCAAAUGUUCUUGACUCUUUUUAUCUCACAACAUUUGGACAACUGAAGCUAUCUGUUCAUCUUCAAGAUGGGGCACUUGCUGUUCAUAUUAUGGAAGCAAAAGGACUUCUGGGAAGAGAAUACCGCCCUUGUGAUUCUUAUGCAAAGUUGUCAAUGGUACCUGACUGUGAUCGUGGACGUAGACAGAAGACGAAGACUGUACCAGAUUGCAAGAAUCCAGUAUUUCGUGAACAUUUUAUUUUUUCUUUGCAGGAAGCAGAUGAACAAAAGAGACUUCUUGUCACAGUUUGGAAUAGGGACAGGAAUUCAAGAUGCACCGAGCUACUUGGAUGUAUGAGCUUUGGAGUGAAGUCACUGCUUGCAUUGGAUAAGGAGGUCAAUGGUUGGUAUUAUCUACUUGGAGAGGAUCUAGGCAGGACAAAACAUUUGAAAGUGGCCACACGUCGCCUCAAACCAGUUAGAGGAGUUGCCUUGAAAAGUAAUGCAGUAGCAAAUGAAAACAGAGACACUGAGAAUAUACUGCCAUUGAAGGUUACAAUACCACGUGGCAAAGAUGGCUUUGGCUUCACAAUUUGCUGUGAUGCUCCCGUUCGUGUGCAAGCUGUAGACCCAGGUGGCCCAGCUGAUCAAGCAGGUUUGCAAUCACUAGAUACUCUAUUACAGUUAAAUGGACAGCACGUAGAACAGUGGAAAUGUGUGGAGUUGGCUCAUGCAAUAAGAAACUGUCACAGUCAGAUCAUUGUUUUAAUCUGGCGCCUUGUACCUCGAUUGAGACCCAACUUUGAACGCAUGAUUAGGAAACCAUCUUGUAGAUCAAAUUAUGAUUUGCAGUGUCCACCCAACAAACGUGAAAAGAACUGUUGUACUCCAUCAAUGUCCAUGGACCACAGGGAAAGUUGCCAUAUUGUGUAUGAUGGUACUGAUGGAGUUGUACUGAACAGCUGGGAGCGACGUGAGGAGUUUGACAAAUGUCCACGAAUUGGGCCUACAAUGUCAAAGGAUAGGCCUGAGGGAGACAAUAUUCUCAUCCUUUCUCCAAUACAACAUGGUAGCCAGAUUUUGAGGACAAUACCUCAAGAAAACCAUGUUAUUUAUGCAAAUGUAGGCCGAAGCAGAAUUCAAGGUGGCCCAGAGAGAAAGCAGUCACUAAUAGGAUCUUCCACAGAUAUCUUGAAAUCAACUGUACAAGCAGUGAAGAAUUAUGGGAAUUACAGAAACUGCACAAUUGUGAGAUCUCAUAUUCCCCAUGCUAACUAUGGGACAUGCAUGACACUUACUCCAAAAAUUUUGGUGUUCCCUCUCUUUGUUCAGCCCCUAGAUCUGUGCAACCCAGCACGGUCACUGCUCCUUUCAGAAAACAUACUUUUCCUUGAUGGCACAAGUAGACCAUUGAAGGUCUGCAUUUUCAUCUAUACUGACUUAAUGCUUUUGACCAAGGAGGACGAGCAGGGUCACUGUAGUGUUCUACAAAAUCCUCUUUUCCUUCAGAAUAUGGAGCUAGAGGAAGGUGCAGCAGAAGAUUUGCAGUUUUACGUAACAUAUGCUGAGAAAUCACCAAGCAUUUUGGGUUUGGAGGCAUACUCAACCGAGCAAAAGCGAAAAGUGUGCCAGUGUUUAUCGGAGAACAUUGUCAAACAGAAGCAAGAACACAGAUCAGCAGUAGCUGAAGCAGAGAGCAAAAUGCUUGACCCAAAAUCAGAUGAACAGUCGAAAAUGCUGUCUGAGGAACAGCUUCCAAUUAAUAGUGCCCAGCUAACUGGUAAAGAAAAUGGUGAAAAUGAGAACAUCUCAGAAAAAGAACAAGUUCCUGAAGGAGAAAAUGAUUCUGUAGAAGGGGUGAAAGAAAAUAUUGAAAAUCCAAGUGCCAUAGAGUCACAGAAUCUUCGAAUGCCAUUUAAUAUACCUGAAGUCAGACUUGACAGAAGCUUCAGCCAAAGUGCAGAUGAACUACCAAUCUUACAGAUCGAUGGUGAUGAUAAUGAUGAGGAGGAGGAGGAGGAGGAAGAAGAUGAUGAUGAUGAUGAUAAUGAUAGUGAUGAUUGUUAUUUGGACAGUUGUACUUCUAAACGACGGAGUAUGAUUGAGACAUCAGAUUGUGAGAAACAUAGUACACUUUCUGUUCAGAACUCACUACGACGUCGAACCCAUAGUGAGGGCAGCCUUCAGCAGGAAGCUAAGGCACAAUGUUUUAAAUCUGACAAUGCACUCAACUGUGUAGGGUGUGAUGGUCAGAAGGCAAAGACCAACUGGGCUCCUCCCUCUCCAACAACUCUCAAAAAGGAGCUAGCUAUUGUGAAAAAUGGUGGUUCUAUGCAUCAAUUAUGCCUCAUCUUCUCUGGACGUAAACUGUAUGGAGCAGAUUCUGACUUUGAUGAAACUGAUGAUGGCUCCAAGAAGAAAAAGACAAAGAAUUUGGCCAAAGAUAUGAAAAACCGCUUGGGAUUUCUACGUCGACGGAAUGAAUCUGGUGGAGGCAGCAAUGCUGCAAAACUCGAUAAAGUCAUUAAAACGGUGAAACCCUCAUCAGAGGAAGCUCUAAAAUGGGGAGAAUCAUUGGACAAACUUCUUAUCCACAAAUAUGGAUUAGCAGCUUUUCGAGCCUUUUUACGCACUGAAUUCAGUGAAGAGAAUCUUGAAUUCUGGUUGGCAUGUGAGGAUUACAAAAAAGCCAAGUCACAAUCUAAAAUGACUUCAAAGGCCAAAAAGAUUUUUGGAGAAUAUAUUGCCAUUCAAUCCUGUAAAGAGGUUAACUUGGACUCCUAUACAAGAGAACACACCAAGGAAAAUCUUCAGAAAGUGUCACGGUCCUGCUUUGAUCUUGCUCAAAAAAGGAUAUAUGGUUUAAUGGAAAAGGACUCUUAUCCUCGAUUCCUGCGAUCAGACCUGUACUUGGAUUUGAUAAAUCAGAAGAAUCAAAGUGCUGCAUCAUAGGUGCAUGCAUCUAAUUUCCUGACAGGGACUUGGGACAAAUUAAUUGCUGUGUUUACACCAUUGGAAAGAGAGGAUCAUCAUUGCUGUUUAUCUCAGCAACUUUGGAACCCACUUAAGUGGACUGAAUCAGAACUCUGUAUCAGAAGUUAGGUGCUUGUGAGAUGAACAGGUUUGGACAAUUUGGAAGAAAACAAUCAGGUACUGUUUUACAGUAGGGUUUUGCUAAGAAUUUCCGUUCCUCUCUGAGAGUGGUAUGUUGUUUUUGGAGUACAUCCUUUUAUGUAUUUGUUGUGUAACAACAGCAUAAGGACCUCCAGAACCAUGGCAGCGAAACAGUUACCUUUACACUUCCAGUGUGCCAAAAUACCCACCUGUUAUUUUCUGGAGCAAUGUGUCUUUCCACAGCAGCAUCAAGAGCCCCUUUUUGUGGGGUGUAGGAAUAAUUAUGAUCAAAGACAAUCAUAAAGGACCAGAUCACCAUUAAAAGCUGUGCUUUCAAGAACCAUAGAGUUCCUAUCCAUCCUCAAAGACUGAGCUUGCAAAUUCUGCCUCUUCCAAGCUUUGUGAAAAUUGAGACUGUGACAAGUAUAUUGGAAGAAACUACUUUGAAGAGGCAUUUCUGUUGAUGAUAUCAUGGCACUUUCCACUUUCUUUUAUGAACCUGUGUUCUUAGGUGGUACCAAGUGUGCAUGCAACAGAAAUGUAUGAAAUAGCUUUGUUAUAUGCUGAUGAGGAAUGAGCUAUUUAUUAGUAUACCCAGAUGCUUGAUGCAUUUCUAAUAGGUAAUAUUCCUUGUUUUCCUUUCAUUUGUUGAAGUGCAAUAUUUUGAGGUAUGCUCUUUACCUUACAUUAAUUGUCAUUGUAAUAUUUCCUGGAGUCUGUACAAAUUAUGUUGAAAUCUGAAAGUUAAUUUCCAGUUAAUGUUUAACUUUAACUGUACAUACCCCGGCAGCAGGCAGCUGGGGAUUUUCCAGCUGUAUAUAUAGUUCCUUACAAAUUUUGAGUUUAAUAAUCCUAAUAUGAGACAGUAGAUUAAUGAACAUGUAAAUAUGAAUUGUCUCUUCAAUGCUACAAAUGUUGCAAGGGAGAUAGUGGGAAUGGUUUUGUUUAGUCGUGGAUGCUUGUAAAGGAAUUCAAGGACAAUGUAUUUUUGUCAAUUUUCGUUGUUUACAGUGCAGUUUCUCCAUAAAACAAAAAAGGAAGAAAAAAGGUCUUUUUAUGGUAAAUAAACAAUUGUUAACGAG
Messenger RNA from Hemiscyllium ocellatum (epaulette shark), 4243 nucleotides. It is a transcript of the gene rgs3a, whose product is annotated as regulator of G protein signaling 3a. Gene Ontology annotation, biological process: signal transduction. Gene Ontology annotation, molecular function: protein binding. NCBI's taxonomy places the organism in Eukaryota, Metazoa, Chordata, Chondrichthyes, Orectolobiformes, Hemiscylliidae. Gene Ontology annotation, cellular component: nucleus; plasma membrane. Bases 24 to 2999 code for a protein of 991 amino acids. The transcript has 23 exons. The record is from RefSeq and is a predicted model, not a curated record.